CAAAAGAGCACAAAGAAUAGGGGAUAAAGUUAUUUUGUUUUAGAGAGAGAAAAUCUUCUGGUGAGAGAAACAUAAAGGGAGUGAAAAAUGGAUGGUAGAGGAGGGUGUUGCAUAGCGAGAUACGCCGGCGGUACGUACAACAGGUCAAAAGUGGACCGGAUAAUGCUUAGAUUUCGGCCUAUCGCACCUAAACCGGCCACCGGAUCAGUUUCUAAUGGCCAAGGCCCGGAUCAAACCGAGAUCUCGCCGAGGUCUGGGAGAGGGAAGAGAAGAUACAGCACUAACUCCAACCAGAGCACAAAAGGCGGCAGUAGAAAGAGAAAGUCCUCUUCGAGCCAAGAAAAAAUGGAUGUAAUCGUUACUCUGCCUCUGUUACCGGAGAAUCCAGAACGGAAAGACUCGCCAGCUAGGGUUUCGACGGUGGAGGUUCUUUCACCGGCGCAAGCGCAUGGAGCCGCACCUGCUUGGCUUAGUUUUGACAAAAGCAUGGAGAAUAAUGAUCAGAUAGUGGUUUUAGAUCCAACGGUUGCGAUGAUGCCUCAGGGGGUUGGGGUGGUGGGAUCCUAUGUUACGGUUGAGUGUGUGACGGACACGUGGGUGGACGGCAAUGGCAUGGGGAGUACAGAUGAGGAGCGAGUGAAUAAUCUGUGGAAAGAAACGUGUCCAGGGUUUAUAUCAGACGGUAGCGGUAGAGUGAUGUGUACAAAUGGAGCGUUUGAGGAUAUGGUGGGAGCAGGGGAUGUACCAGUGGUGUUGGUAUUGAAAGAGAAGGCGUCGGCGAUGAUGACGAUGAUGUGGAAGGCGUUCACUUGCAGAGUGAGGCUGCAGUACACGCGCGGGACGGAGAAGAUCUCGCUCAUGUCGCCUUGCGAUGCGUGGAGAAUGGACGGAGGUGGGUUUGCAUGGAGACUUGACGUCAAGGCUGCUCUCUGUUUGGGCCGUUGAAGAAUAUCAUCCCAUCAUUCUCCUGGAGUUUCCACGUACGUUAUCGAGAUCAAAAGAUAUUAACUUUACUUUGCAUGAUCACUUGAUAAGAAAGGAUUGGGAAUAUUUUUUGGUUUAUCGUUAGAUAUUAUGUUUGCUUUUACUGUUGUUUUCUCGAUCGGUGGUGGUUUGUGUUAUAAGAUCUGUUGAUUAAGAUCCGAUUAUGGACGAGAUAUUGAGGUUAAGUGUGUGUAGAUAAUUGUAAGUAAGACUCUUUCUUCUCCGUGGAUCUCAAUGCAUUAUUUCUUUUCAUA
Molecule: messenger RNA, 1238 nt
Organism: Tripterygium wilfordii
Lineage: Eukaryota; Viridiplantae; Streptophyta; Magnoliopsida; Celastrales; Celastraceae
Exons: 1
Coding region: 88-945 (285 amino acids)
Source: RefSeq, a predicted model, not a curated record